CGCGCGCGCACGGCGAUCGACGCGCGCGAGUCUCGACGAGACAAGAAAGAAACCAAGUCUCGAACGCACCGCUCGUCGCGCGUCGACGCGUCGACGCGUGGGUGUCGGCGGUCGCCGCGCGAUCAUGUCGGACGGCGAGCGCGCCGGAUUGUUGGCGGACGCCGAGACCCCGCAGACGACGAAACACAACUCGCGAUGGAUCGCGAAGCGAUGGCGCGUCUUCGCCGCGCUCGGCGCGGGGGCGUGCUUGCUCGCGAUGGGCGUGGCCACGCGCGCGGCGCGCUCGAACGAAGCCGCGCUCGGCGCGAACGAAGACCAAGUGAAGCGCGAGACGAUCGACGCGCGGCUCAAGUCGGUGUUUGGGAUAUCGUUAGAAGAUUUCGCCGCGCUCGUGAGGGAUGAGAACGAUGUGCAGAUUGCGGGGAAGGAGUUGUACGAGAAGAAGAAGCAGUAUAAGAGGCUGCAGCAGAUGGAGCGGGCGUGGGAAAAGACGGAGGCGGCGGCGUUGACGAAGGCGCGGGAGGAAAGAGAGCUCGAUGCGGCGUCUGCGCCGCUGUCGACGCCACAAAGCGAUUUGAUCAGCGAUAGUGAGCCAGUGGAGGCACUCGUAGAGAGUGAAACGCCUGUGGAGUUGGAAUCAAGCAACAAAACCGCUGACGCCGUUGGCGAGAGGGAGGCGCCAGCAGAAGAGUCGAGCGACGGAGCCGCGGAUUCUAUCGCCGUACUGAAGCACACGCUCGAAGUGCCGGUAAAGGUGCUCGCGAGAGAGGAUAAGCGACAUGCUCGGCGGAAGUUGCGCAGGGGUGUCGAGGCGCAACUGGGCGCCAUCGAAGAGUACGACGACAACGAGGAAAUCGCCGAAGAAUCGUCGGCGAUUUUGCCCGUGUAUUUCCAUACGGAGAAGAGCGGUGGAACAUCACUCGUGUUGCACACGCUAGAGCUCGUGAAUUCGGACAACGAUGACGUGCUCGGUUUGAUCAAUCGUGUGCGCAGCGAAGACGUCAUGCUUGACAAAGAUCUGCGUGCGAAACAUGCGUUGUGCCCGGGGAGCGCUAUGUUUUUGACGACGGUGUGGAAGGCUGGGACGGUUUGGGAACCGGGACAUCCGCGUCCGCUCGAGGAUUCGACGCGGGAGAAUUGGGAAAAAUGUCGAUUGUUGUCGAGUCAUACCGGUCGAGAACUCUUGCGCCGAACAACAGAACUUGAAGCGGAACUCGGACUAUCACGUCCAAAGAUUCUCAUGGGCAUGUUCCGCGACCCCGCGGAGUAUGAACAAGCAGCAUGGCGAAGCGAGCUGUUCAUGUAUCACGAUCUUCGCGCCAAACUUGGCUGGGGAAAGCUCGCGCAAACCCCACUCGGAUCCGCGCUCACUCAGGAAGAGCUGAAGGACUUCGGAGCCGACAGCAAGUUCGCCAAAAUCAUGCUCGAGGAUCACUGCAAAGCCGGCUUGGAUAAGAACUUCCAAACGAAGAAGUUACUCGAGGAUAAGUGGACGUCCAUGAAGGACAACCACGACGCCAUCAUGGCGCUUGCGAAAGAGCGAGUGAUGGAGCUUGAUUGGGUCGGUUUGACGCAUCGCUUCGACGAAAGCGCGUGCGUGCUCGCGUAUACUUUGCGAAGACAGCCGCUAUCGACGAGUGAUAGCAACUACGACAGAGGAAGUUUGUUGCCGGCGACGCUCAGGGCCAACCACCCGCACAGCGGCGAUCAUAGUGAAGGAGCCAUGGAUCCAGGGCUGAAAGCGAAGCUGUACGAGUGCAACGACUUAGAUGCCGCGGUUUUCAAGCUCGCAGAGACCCGCUUUGAGGCAAAGAAAACCGAGAUGAUGGAAACCUUACAACGGGCAAUAUCGGCGAGCGAACAGCUGAGGCCGAUUCGCGGCGGCGGCGAGCACCAGAUGUUGGAUCCGAAACCGUACAUCGAUUGCAUGCAUCAAGCUGGGAUGGGAGCAGCGUGAUA
Ostreococcus lucimarinus CCE9901 is the source of this 1959-nucleotide messenger RNA. RefSeq lists its product with no specific name. Bases 125 to 1957 code for a protein of 610 amino acids. NCBI's taxonomy places the organism in Eukaryota, Viridiplantae, Chlorophyta, Mamiellophyceae, Mamiellales, Bathycoccaceae. The transcript has a single exon. The record is from RefSeq and is a predicted model, not a curated record.